CCCUUGUUGUCAUUUCUCAAUUUAAAAACAUAUAUAUAUGUAUGAACAAAUAUCAUAUUCUGAAAGGCGUCCCGAUCUCAUGCACGUGAAGACCGCGGAUAAACAUACCAGGUACUGUCACUAUUCUACUCAAAGAUAAUCGAAACCUGUUAUCAUUUUUCAUUCUGUUUUGCUUAUCGUUGCCAGCUGUUUAUUGUGCUCUUUAUUUCGUCUUUCUUAAAGAAAAAAAUUUCUUUUCCUCUUUUUUAUUAUUCAUUCAAUGAAAAUUUGACUAGGGAAUAGUAUUACAAAAUAUUGGUAACUAUGAACGAAGCUGUUAUCUCCAGCUAUGAGACCUUCUAUAGUGGUCCUGGUUUGCCAUCAGACUUGUCAGCGGAAAUGGCGGCCGCAACUUUGGUGCAUGCUUCGACUGAGGCAGAUUAUCAUAAAACAACAUCGCAGCCAUCACAACACGAAACUCCACGCCGCUAUCAUCAUUCUACUACAUACAACAAUUCUUUUAUGACCACGGGUGAUGUUACGGCGCAAACGACUUAUUCUGCGCCAAUCGGUUUCAGUUGCAAUAACAAUAACGGUGUUUCCACUAAUGGUGUUUCCAGUAAUGGUGUUGGCAGAAAUGGUUUUACACAAAUUCCAUUCGUACAAAUCCAUACCACAGACGUGCAGCCGCAGAGUGCAAAUAAUAAUGCACGAUUUCGACGCAAUGCCUCCAGUAAUCAUGAAGAGAUAAAGGCAGAGCCAAUUAAGUCGGAAAACGCUGAUGGUGCCAAAGAGCGGAUAAAUGCAACACCCACACCUCCAGAAUCAGCACAACAGCGCAGUGAAAAUAAUGCAGCUAAAAACUUGAUCCAAGCUGAAAAGGACGUUUGCCAGAAAAAUGUAAUUUCCAACAAGGACUGCAGCAACGAAAACGCAUUUGGGUCGAAUAAUGAUAGUUCAGCUGGAUUGGAGAAUAUUACAUUUACACAUCUUGCUAUUCACCGAUGUCAACAUUGUGCGUUUAUAAGUUUAAGUGAAAGUGGUUUACAGCUUCACGUUAAAGCAAUGCAUCAGGAAAAUAUGCAUUUGUGUGAAAGUGCAACAAAACAAAAAUCAGUUCAGUGCCCAGGUUGUGAGAACGUGUUUUUCGCUUUGGUUUCUUUAGAAAUUCACUUGAGGGAAGACCAUUUAAUGUUGGAGCAGGAUGUAAUUGAACUAAUGCAGGCUAUUAAAAAAAAUAUUUCAAAUCCACAACAUUCAAAUGCAACAAAUAACGUAAAUAACUCGGAUGAAAUUAUCCCCAAUGUCAAUUCAAUGAACGGAACGCAGCGACGUAGUAGAAUUUACUUGAAAAAUGUUGAAUGUUUGCGAGAACCACAUCGAGAUCCUAUCGAGCAACAAGAUAACCUUAUUAGUGAUAGUCUCUUUCACUUUGACAACGAUGAUAGCAAUACCUUGGCAAAUAUUGGUAGCAUUAGUAUGGAAGAUCAGGACAUUAUAGGUAUACUCACCAGUGGCGAACAAAAUCUUCACAGCAAAAGCAAUAAUAUUGACAAUAUUGCUAAUGAAGCAAUAACAGCACCCGUUGAAGUAAAUAAUCCAGUGAAUCCACCUAAACAAAAGAUUUCUAUUAAAAGUGUCGACGUGUUGCGCGAACCUGCGCUAAUGCGACGUGAUUAUGAGAUGCAAGCAUUUGACGAUUUCAAUAACAUUUGUAGCGUUUUGAAUUUACAUGAUGCCGGUAACAUCUGUGAAGAAAAUGAUGGAGAAGCCGAUGACAACGAUGUACAAUAUAGUAAUUAUGCAAUGACCUCGAAUAGGGAACCACUGGUAGGCAGCACUAACGAAGCUGACAUCACUAAUUUUACAAGUUGCUACGAAAAACCUAGGAAACCUAAAAUUUAUAUUAAAAAUGUAGACAUCCUUAAAGAGCCUAUGACAUUCUCUAACAGUAUAAAUGUGCCUAACGUUACGGAGUCCAAUAGCAAUGUGAUGAAUUUCAAUUUUAUGCAACCUUCGCUACCACAAAUCGCUACCUCCUACCUUGAAAAUGUGGAAAGCUUAAACCCUACGGUGCCGCCAUUUAAUGGUGGAAUGUCUCAACUUCCUCUUGGCACUAUAUCUGAUCAAUAUCUCUUUGAUAAUGGGGGCGGCAACUUUUUGGUUAAUACGACAACAGCUACCUCUGCUGACACAUUCACUUAUGGAAACGAAGCGAACUCGGACAACUUUUUAAUGGAAUCCAGUCGUUAUGUGGAUACGAUAACUCCAAUUAUGAUUGAACCUACGCCGCCACCUCAGCAAAUGGACAUAAUUAACGAACAUAUAAACACUUUUGCGAAAGAUGUCCAACCAGCUACACAGACUGCAACGCCGACCAAUAUUCCAAAACAGAAAAUUUUUAUUAAAAAUGUUGACAUUUUGAAAGAACCACAGUUCCAGGAGCCGCGCGGCUUGCUACACCUGCGCACAGUCGAUGAAUUGAAUCUAAUGAAUAGAAAAGAAGUUGAAAAUCUCAUAGCGCCUAAUUUAGAGGGCAAUCAGUCUAGCUUGGGUGAAGAGGACAUCAGCGACAAUUUCACGCAAUUGAACAAUGGGAGUGGUGAAACGUCUGCGGUUGAACAGUGCACCGACAGCAAUGCAAUCGAGGCUAUAUCAUAUGGAUGCGAAGGUUUUAAGCUGAACGAAUUUUCCACACAAAACAGUUGGCAUGAUGACUACGAUCUGGGUGAUGAUAUCCGGGAAAUAAUAACUAGCACUAUGACACCAAGUAUACCAACAUCGCAAAAGAUAAUACAUGAUUUGGAUACACCGCAAGUUUCACUCAUUUCAAUACCAGAUAUGGAAGAGCUCACCGGGACAAACGUUGGGAUCAAUAUCAGUACAAUGACACAAGCAACAGAGGAAGAUAUUGCAUUGCCAGCAAGUGUGAUACAGCCACAAGACAACGCACACUUCUCAUUCGAAUGUGAAAUCGCCGAAACUGAUGAUGCUUUAUCAGCAUCAAUUUGUGACGUUGAUAAUAAUCCAGUGGACACCAACGCAGUUUGUCAUGAUACUUUGCCCCAGGCGCGGAAAGCGCCUGUAACAAUGGAUGUAGAUCAGUUAGCAGGCGCUACAGAAGAUUUGAAACAGGAACGCUUAAAUCAAGCCACGCCUGGUGCACAAACUACAACAGCGCUGCCUCAAAAAAGUAACACAGCAACAAACUUUUCUGACAUUCCACCACUCACUCCAAUGAGCUCUGUAACAUAUAACUUAAAUAAUACCGUAAAUACAGCAACAACCAUUGCCAACCAACCAACUGGUUUACCAGUACCGCCACUUGUGCCAAUGUUACCGCCGAUUCAGUUGCCAAAACCUGUCGCCGCUUUCAGUGCAACUAGCACAGUAACAGCGCAUGCGGAACGUGGUCGCAUCUAUGUCGCAAAUAAUCUAAUGCAAACACCUAGCGCCAAUUUGUUGUUGCAGAAAUCAACAACCACAACUAAUAAAACAAAAGAGCUAGAAAAACAGCAAACAAAAAAUAAAACGCCAAUUGCUGUUUCGGUCACGGGCGGAACCUCCGUGCGUGGGCGGCCGUUUGGCUCAAAUCGUACAGGCAUAACCAAGAUGCGCAAGCACCCGCAGAACGGAAACGCAGAUGGCGUUUACCUGAAGUGCACAAUAACGGGAUGUGCUUUCCGGUUUAAGAAGUCGAACACUCUCGAAUACCACAUAAAAUGUCAUAGCAGCGAUUCUUCACCAGUGAGCAUGGCAUGUCCAGAAUGCAAAGCGCCUUUCACAAAUUGGAAUUCAUUGCACACACAUCUUUGGCGUACUCAUAAAAUUGACAUGGAGCUAUACAGUUGUGAGUUGUGUAGUUUCAAAACUCCUAUCUAUUCGCGUCUACUAAAUACACAUUCCAAAAUCCACUACGAUGAGCGCAACUACAAGUGUGAUCAGUGUGAAAAGGCCUUUAAGAAUACCAAACAAUUGAAAAAUCAUCGACGUUGGCAUCGCAACCACAACAAAGCAUCCUCCACGAUGACAUUGAAGCCCGAGCGCACUAAGAAAGAUAUUGCAACAAAUGCUGAAAGCAAAGAUCCAGCGACGACAUCGCUUUCAACCACAGUUGCAACAGUAUUUUCAACGUCCGAACGCAAUUUUCAUCGAUGUAAGGACUGUGAUGCAGUCUUUUCGCAUCAGAGAACAUUACGGGAGCAUUUGUGCAAGAAUGGCGCUGCAGCGGUGCAAUGUGAGGUAUGUGAGCGGGUACUCACUUCGCGCUCCUCUUUAAAAUUACACAUGCAGUCACAUGAGCCCUCUAGGCGUUUUAAAUGCAGUAUGUGCGAUUAUUCUUCUAGCGAUCAUAAUGCGUUUCGGCGUCACAAAAUGACGCAUGAUAUGAAUGCAAAAAUGUACUCCUGCGCGCACUGUGACUACAAGUCAAUACAAAGUGUGGCUUACCAGAGACACGUGCAACAAAAGCAUCCACAAGUCGCCGAUUCGAUUGUGUAUAAGUGCAAAAUCUGCACAUUUGCUACCAUAAACAAGGCUAUGUUCGAUGUACAUCAGGUUAAACAUGCAAAUCAGAAUGGUCAAAAAGAAACGUCUGAUAGAGAAGAGCCGUGCAGCAAGAAAAGUACGCAAAAUAAUGUAGGUGAGCUGCCGGCAAAAACUAAAAUAAAAGUUAAGAGUCACUUACUACUGACAACUCCAGCCGAUUCGACAAUGCAAUUCAGCGACUUAUGCUUUGAUGCUGUAACUGUGCCCGCGUAGUCAACGGAGAAGAUUGUUAGGUAAAAAGGGUUUGUGUUGCCAUACAAAUUGAAGUUAAAUAACUUUGGAGCGACGUUUAUUUGAAAAAGUUUUGGUAAUAUUUAGAUU
Rhagoletis zephyria (snowberry fruit fly) is the source of this 4848-nucleotide messenger RNA. RefSeq lists its product as uncharacterized. The record is from RefSeq and is a predicted model, not a curated record. Lineage: Eukaryota; Metazoa; Arthropoda; Insecta; Diptera; Tephritidae.